CGCCCCCCCCGGGGGGCGGUGCUCGCUGCUCAUCCAAUCGUCACUUCCGGCUCUUCUUGGUUACCGGACGCUUGCAGCGAGAGAAAAGGACCAUAGCAACAGAGACAGGUCUCUCAGCAGAAGAUGGAUUCAAACUAUCUGAGAAUUGUUUUGGGCGAUUGUUUGACUGAGGGUCUGGCAGAAGUGGCACAGCAUCGACCAGUUGAUCCUAUUGAAUACCUGGCAUACUGGCUGUAUAAAUACAGAGACAACUUUGACUUAGAGAGAAAGAGUCAAUUGGAGGUUAAGCAGCUGGACAUUGAGACACAAGCAGCAUUGAAGGAGAAAGCUACGCAGGAACAGCUACAAGAGGAACUACUCGAAAUUCAACAGGCAUAUGAAAGGAAGUUGAAACUCGACAUAACGAAUCUUGAGCUUGAGAAGCAGCAGCUUCAGAUUUUGGCUGCUCUUGAUACACUGAAGGAAAAGCAAGAAAUGGUCUUGCAGAAACUGGACAUGCAGAAUGCUGAGCGUGCUAUUAUGGCAAGUUCAUCUUCAUUAGUGCCACCUGAAUGGUUUGGGGAACCUGAACUUGAAACUGUGGAAGAGAAAGAUGAAACAAAUGUUGUUGUGCAGGCUCAAAAUCAGGAUACAUUGCCAACUAAGGAAGAAUCCAAACAUGCAGAAGAACCCAUAGAAGAAGCUGAGGAGAAAUCCUGAAAAAUUAAGUGGUCCAACUCAACUCUGACUUGUGAGAUGGGACUAAACUGUUCAUCAUCUGAUUUACCAUUAAAUUUAUACAUUCUUAUUCA
Stegostoma tigrinum is the source of this 791-nucleotide messenger RNA. It is a transcript of the gene dydc2, whose product is annotated as DPY30 domain containing 2. The record is from RefSeq and is a predicted model, not a curated record. The transcript has 6 exons. Lineage: Eukaryota; Metazoa; Chordata; Chondrichthyes; Orectolobiformes; Stegostomatidae. Bases 124 to 699 code for a protein of 191 amino acids. Gene Ontology annotation, cellular component: Set1C/COMPASS complex.